AUGAUGGCUUUCAUCGAUCAAGAAGCGCGAGAGAAAGUUGAAGAAAUUGAUGCUAAGGCUGAGGAAGAGUUUCAAAUUGAAAAAUCCCGGCUUGUCCAGAACCAGAGGCUUAAACUUAUGGAGUAUUACACACGAAAGGAGAAGCAGAUAGAGUUGACCAAAAAGAUACAAGAUUCGAACUUAAAAAAUCAGUCUAGGCUCAAAGUUUUAGAAAGCCGUGAAGCUCAUAUUAAGAUGCUUUUAGAUGAGACGAAGCUCCGUUUGAUCGAAUUAUCUAAAGACCAACAACGUUAUCAGUCUUGCCUCAGCGGUCUAAUAACUCAGUGUCUUUUCCAACUUUUGGAGCCUGAAGUCGUUGUCAAAUGCCGCAAGAUGGAUCGCGAGCUUGUUCAGUCCUUGCUCCCAUCGUGUGUGGCUGAGUAUCAAAAGAAGACAGGCAGCAAAUGCUCCGUUGCUAUUUCCAACGAAUAUUUGUCGGAUGAUUGCGCUGGUGGUAUCGAGAUGUCCAACAAAAAUGGCCGCAUUAAGACGGUGAACACGCUGGAAAGCAGAUUGGAACAAGUUAGCGAGCAAUUGAUGCCUCGGCUCCGUGAAAUAUUGUUUGGAGUGAACACCAGUCGGAAGUUCCGUGACUAA
Messenger RNA from Dicrocoelium dendriticum, 636 nucleotides. NCBI's taxonomy places the organism in Eukaryota, Metazoa, Platyhelminthes, Trematoda, Plagiorchiida, Dicrocoeliidae. The record is from the annotation of a GenBank genome assembly.